AUGCACAAUCCUCCCGCGAAACGCAAGGUCGUCUACAUCCCCCAGGACAACCUGAGGGAGUUCCAUAAGCAUUUGCAGAGCAGAACGCCGAAUACCGAAUUCCGUUUCCGUCCCUCUGUCAGCAACAGCUCCCUUUUGGGACGUCGUUCGAAUACGAACAAGGAUCAGCUUGCGGCGUCUACUUCUGGCUCGCUCAUUCCUACCAACUGGAACUUUGUGGAUCUCGUCACUCCUGAGCCGCCGACGCCCCACGAGCACCGAGCCGACUCGGGCUACAUUUCCGGCCCGACCACCAACUCGUCGAGCACCACCAGUGGUUCCCCGGGCGUUUACGCCAAGGCCCACCCCCACGCGUCCCAUCCCGUCCGUGGAGCCAUGCCGGCCACCACCUUCCCCGCCAAUGUCGCCGAGUACAAGGCGGCCAUGGAGCAGUCGGCGGAGCAGAUCUUCCUGCACAAGUACGUGAGCAAGGAGUUCACGUACGAUUCGCGCAAGGCUCGCGAACAACUGAAGCCGGUCCUGCGCCGCGCCCUGGACAGGAAGGAAGACCGACCGAUGGUCGACAAGUUCUUCUUGCACGUCAACUUUAAGAAGGGUACCAUUCGGGGCGAGCACCGUCGCCAGCGCCUGCACAAGAAGCCCGGCCAGCGAAGAGUCGACCUCCUCCAGGCGACUUACGAGAGCAGCGACUAUUUCUCGAGGAACGAAUGA
This is a messenger RNA of Tricharina praecox, 711 nucleotides long. RefSeq lists its product as uncharacterized. The transcript has a single exon. The record is from RefSeq and is a predicted model, not a curated record. The coding region runs from base 1 to 711 and encodes 236 amino acids. Lineage: Eukaryota; Fungi; Ascomycota; Pezizomycetes; Pezizales; Pyronemataceae.